This is a messenger RNA of Phragmites australis (common reed), 1491 nucleotides long. Its product is annotated as mRNA cap guanine-N7 methyltransferase 2-like. NCBI's taxonomy places the organism in Eukaryota, Viridiplantae, Streptophyta, Magnoliopsida, Poales, Poaceae. The transcript is spliced from 12 exons. The coding region runs from base 223 to 1239 and encodes 338 amino acids. Gene Ontology annotation, biological process: 7-methylguanosine mRNA capping. Gene Ontology annotation, molecular function: mRNA 5'-cap (guanine-N7-)-methyltransferase activity. The record is from RefSeq and is a predicted model, not a curated record. Gene Ontology annotation, cellular component: nucleus.
GAUUAAAAAAAGAGGUCGAGGGGUGCGGCCCCGGUGAGUCGGCGACACCGAGGAACGACGGCGGCGCGGCGAGUGGGCGCCGGACUAGAGUCGGCACACGGCCAGGGCGUUCGGCAAGGGGCGCGCGGGAAGUCGGAGAGCAAGCCAGGGGCGGCGCGCGGCCAUAGGGAGCUUCUACAGUUCUGCCAGGCGCUGCGCGCGGCCAGCGAGCGGGUGGAGCGCAUGGCGGUGACACCACAUCAUCGGCUGUACGACUUCGCCAAGACCGCUCUCAUCAAAAUCUUCGCCUUUCCUUAUGCCACGGUCUGCGACAUGUAUUGCGAUGGUCGAGUGGAUACAGAAAAGUGGUGCGAUGCCCAGGUUGGCCACUACAUAGGAAUCGAUGCUUCUGCAUCGGGUGUCAGUGAUGCUCGUGAGCUAUGGGAGAACAAGAGGAAACCUUUCACUGCUGAGUUCAUAGAGUUGGAUCCUUCAGAUGAUGACUUCGAAGCUCAAGUGCAGGAAAAGGGCAUCCAAGCGGAUAUAGUUUGCUGCAUGCAGCACUUAAAGUUAUGCUUUGAGAGUGAGGAGCGGACAAAGAAGCUUCUGAAUAAUGUAUCAUCACUACUCAAACCCGGAGGCUAUUUUUUUGGCAUGGCUCCUGAUUCAUCUACAAUAUGGACUAAGUAUCAAAAGAACGUUGAGGCUUCACACAAUAAGGGUCUGAAGACUGUUCCAAAUAGCAUUCGCUCGGAGAACUAUACCAUUACCUUUGAAGUUGAGGAAGAAAAGUUUCCUUUCUUUGGAAAGAAGUACCAACUCAAAUUUGUGAAUGAAGCAGUGUUUGAUAAUCACUACCUGGUCCACUUUCCCAGUCUUAUGAGAUUAGCAAGGGAGGCUGGACUGGAAUAUGUAGAGAUCCAGAAUUUAACUGAGUUUUAUGAUGACAACAGAACACAAUUUGCCCCAAUGCUUGGUAGUUGUGGUGCAAGUUUUGUGGAUCCUCGUGGAAAGCUUCUUGGUCGUUCCCACGAUAUUUUAGGCUUGUAUUCAACUUUUGUAUUCCAGAAGCCCGACCCAGAUGCAAUACCACCUAUUGUAACACCCGACUUGCACGAUCCUGAUAAUGCUCAUGAAGAGGAAUGGCUCCAAAGGCAACACACAUCAGCUGAUGAUGGUAGGCGCUCACAUGUGGAUGUGAUUCCCAUGGAUCAUGAGAAAGGUAUCCUGGGCCCUGGACCUGCAGAUACGAGGCUUUAGUUUGCUGGAAAUUCAGAUGCAGCUGCACUUGGAAUCCGUGGAGUUCGUUCCAUGUCCAUCACUCCAACCUCGCUGCCUGGUCUUCCUCUUUGCAAACACAUCUGUUGCAAGCCGAGAGGAGCCGACCGGAAGCGGAAACCAACCCAGAACUCUACCAACAUUCCGCCAACUAAUCCGUUCACCUCUGAAAAUUGUAAUAUGGCUGGGUCAUGUCUUGUAACAGCUGGAUAAGGAAAAUGUCUGGUUAAAGCA